UUUCUGGUUCAAAUUUGUCACAACCAUUUACACUUUCGUACGGACAUCAGGGACAAGGCGUCAAAAAAUAAUACAUUUCCUUCCAAAAAUUGGUUCUAUCUUCUCCGGCAUUUUUAUAAAAUUUGUUUAAAAAUUCAGUUUUUCUCGUUAAAAUUUUUCUUUUAUAAUCGAAUAUGCCCGUCUUCCGUAUGUUAUUCUGCCAACAGCAGUUGAAACGCGAUCUUUACGAGAGCUGGCUAAUCAUGUUUAUUGCGUUGUUUGUCCGCUGGAAUCGUUUCCGUCAACUGGUGGUGCCCCCGUUGGAUGGUCUGCGUUUACUAAGAGAUAGCUCUGAUUAUCGCCUGGCCGAGGUAUUAUUUGGCAUUGGCCUCUUGGCCUUUAUAUUGCCAUUCCGUUGCUAUUGGGUCCAGCGGUGUCAGCAUCGUGUCCAGCUUCUGAUGCUGGCUGCUGAGAUGGUGAUUCUGCUUCGCAUUAUCGAGUUCAAUGACAACGUUGUGUGGCAACCGUUUUUGGGCAUCUAUCGGGACAUGUUCGAGACGAUGGGACGUAAUGACUAUUGGUUCUAUCAAUAUGCACCGGGAAUGGCCAUCUGGUUGGUGAGUGGUCGUGCCUUCGAGUCCUUCCAGUUGCUCCUCUCCUUUGGCAUCUUCGUGGCUGGCAUUAAUAAUGCCGCCGAAGAAUGGAUGAGGACCGUGGAUCUAUUGUUGCUUGGUCAUGAGCCGGCAAUUCCAUGUCCAGCCUGGCGGAGACACUAUCGGGAGUUUCAGCGUCAAGAUAGAUGUGAUAAGAGAUAUCCGCCAAAGCCCUCACCGGAACACCUUAUGUAUCGACGUCUGUGCCAUGCCUGUAUCCAAGAAGCCGCCAAGCUUUAUGAUGAUUUCGAAGUCUAUAACGAUAUCGAGGAACCAAGCAGUGAGCCAGAUAUUCUGAAUGAAUCAAAUAUACCGCGAAAAGUCGAGGCAAAUCAAUAAUCCGGAAGCUGUAAAUGGUCCUUUCAAAUUCUUUUAAUUUCUUUUGAGUUACAUAAAAAAAAUUAUUUAUGAUGACGUUUGGAGUAAAGCAUUACUAAUUUCACUCAAAA
Molecule: messenger RNA, 1081 nt
Organism: Drosophila serrata
Lineage: Eukaryota; Metazoa; Arthropoda; Insecta; Diptera; Drosophilidae
Gene: Andorra
Product: andorra
Source: RefSeq, a predicted model, not a curated record